UCCGGUGAAAUUUUUUUUUGUCUAUCCGUACCGUUCGAGAGAAACAAAAUGGUUUCUCAAAUUUGAUUAUUACAUUUACCAGACCCCCCCAGAAAAACCCUAGUUAUUGGGGAUUUGGGGAAUCCUAUUCCUCACUAUUCAAGGUCAUGGCUACAAAGAAGAUAAUAGCAAUUUGUCAAUCUGGAGGUGAAUUUGAGACUGAAAAUGAUGGCUCAUUGUCGUAUAGAGGUGGAGAUGCUCAUGCAAUAGACAUUGAUGAUCAGAUGAAGUUCAGUGACUUCAAGAUGGAAGUAGCAGAAAUGUUUAAUUGUAGCUUUGGUGCUAUGUCUAUCAAAUACUUCCUCCCUGGUAAUAGAAAGACUCUCAUUACUGUCUCCAAUGACAAGGAUUUAGAACGGAUGAUAAAAUUUCAUGGGGAUUCUAUAACUGCUGAUGUGUAUAUCGUAAUGGAAGAAAAUGGAGCUGAUGAUGUUUCUAACAUGUCAGAUAGUAGGUCAAGUAGAACAACUUUGUCUGAAGCAGUGCCUCCACUUGAGUUACCUCUAGAUGUUGUGGAUGAUACCACUCAACCCAAUAUUCCUGUUGGUGCCCCUCUUGAUAUUGAUGGCACCAACCAUAUUGAUGCACACUUUAAUUUGCCACCUGAGGUUUUGUCUGUUCGUCCUCUUUCUGUUGUUCCCUAUGAGAAGCAUGCUAAAGCUGCUGAGCAGUGGCAGGAUACAAUUACAGGGGUGGGGCAAAGAUUCAGUACUGUUCAUGAAUUUCGUGAGACAUUGCGUAAAUAUGCCAUUGCACAUCAGUUUGCAUUUAAGUAUAAAAAGAAUGAUAGCCAUCGUGUGACUGUUAAGUGCAAAGCUGAAGGUUGCCCUUGGAGAAUUCAUGCAUCAAGGUUGUCGGCCACUCAGCUUAGUAUAUGUAUCAAGACGAUGAAUCCAACACAUACUUGCGGAGGGUCCGCUGUGACAGUUGGGCAUCAAAGCUGGGUAGCCAGUAUUAUCAAGGAGAAGUUGAAAAUUUUUCCAGAUUACAAACCCAAGGACAUUGUAAAUGACAUUAAACAAGAAUAUGGAAUACAACUGAACUACUGCCAGGCUUGGCGUGGGAAAGAAAUUGCCAAGGAGCAGCUUCAGGGUUCAUAUAAGGAUGCAUAUAGUCAGUUGCCAUUUUUGUGUGACAAGAUAAUGGAGACCAAUCCUGGCAGUCUUGCUACAUUCACCACUAAGGAAGACUCGAGUUUCCAACGCCUCUUCAUCGCAUUCCAUGCCUCUUUGAGCGGUUUCGUACAAGGUUGCAGGCCUCUCCUUUUCCUUGAUAGCAUACCAUUGAAGUCCAAAUAUCAAGGCAUAUUGUUGACAGCAACUGCUGCAGAUGGAAAUGACUCUGUAUUUCCUGUUGCUUUUGCUUUUGUAGAUGCAGAAACCAAUGAUAAUUGGCAUUGGUUUUUAUCACAACUAAAAUCAGCUCUGUCAACAUCUUGUCCUCUAACAUUUGUUGCAGACAGACAGAAGGGUUUGCGGGAGUCAAUCUCUGAAAUUUUCAAGGAUUCCUAUCAUGGUUAUUGUCUGCACUAUUUAACUGAGCAACUCAUUAGAGACUUGAAAGGGCAGUUUUCUCGUGAUGUUAAAGGUAUCAUGAUUGAAGACCUUUAUCGUGCAGCUUUUGCACCUAGACCUGAAGAGUUUCAUAAGAUUACUGAGGGCAUCAAAAGUCUUUCACUGGAAGCUUACAAUUGGAUCAUGCAAAGUGAGCCCCAGAAUUGGGCAAAUUCACUUUUCCAGGGUGCCAGAUAUAACCAUAUGAAAUCAAACUUUGGUGAACUCUUUUACAGCUGGGCAUCAGAUGCAGAUGAAUUACCUAUAACACAGAUGGUUGAUGUCAUACGGGGAGAGAUUAUGGAGUUAAUUUAUUUCCGUAGGACCGAUUCUGAUCAGUGGUUAACAAGGCUGACUCCAUCCAUGGAGGAAAAGCUGGAAAAGGAGAGCUUGAAAGUCAGUGCCCUUCAAGUGCAACUGACUACUGGUAGCGAAUUUGAGGUUCAAGGUGAGUCCACUGAAGUGGUUGACAUGGAUGGUUGGGAUUGUAGUUGUAAAGGUUGGCAACUUACUGGUUUACCAUGCUGCCAUGCUAUUGCUGUUAUCAAUUGCAUUGGACGAAGCCCUUAUGAUUAUUGCUCAAGAUACUUUUCAACUGAGAGCUACAGAUUAACCUAUGCAGAAUCUGUCAAGCCUAUUCCAGAUACGGACUGGGCUAUGCAGAAUGAUUAUUCGGAAGCCGUAAUGACUGUAACUCCACCAACACGUCGUCCACCAGGUCGGCCUACCACAAAGAAAGUUGGAUUACAGGAGGCAAUGAAGCGCCAACUCCAGUGCAGUAAGUGCAAGGGUCUUGGACACAACAAGGCCACUUGCAAAGAGCUCUUGUAAAUUGUUGUAAACUGUACGUAUUGAGUAUUCGUGUUCUGUUCUUUAAAGCUUGCAUCAGUGAUACUGAAUACAUCAAUAUAGUGGCAUUGCUUCAUUCGAUUCCAUAUUUGAUCUAAGACUGGUUUCUGUGGAGAGAGCCUAUUUUUAAUAGACGGCUUGUGUAUUUAGCAUUUUUAUGUGCAAUUUUACAUGCAGCUUUAAGAAGAA
Gossypium arboreum is the source of this 2630-nucleotide messenger RNA. RefSeq lists its product as uncharacterized. Lineage: Eukaryota; Viridiplantae; Streptophyta; Magnoliopsida; Malvales; Malvaceae. The record is from RefSeq and is a predicted model, not a curated record. Gene Ontology annotation, molecular function: zinc ion binding; protein binding. The transcript has 3 exons. Bases 147 to 2423 code for a protein of 758 amino acids.